Messenger RNA from Melanotaenia boesemani (Boeseman's rainbowfish), 8521 nucleotides. It is a transcript of the gene nsd1a, whose product is annotated as nuclear receptor binding SET domain protein 1a. The record is from RefSeq and is a predicted model, not a curated record. Gene Ontology annotation, cellular component: nucleus; chromatin. Lineage: Eukaryota; Metazoa; Chordata; Actinopteri; Atheriniformes; Melanotaeniidae. Gene Ontology annotation, biological process: regulation of DNA-templated transcription. The transcript is spliced from 23 exons. The coding region runs from base 763 to 7131 and encodes 2122 amino acids. Gene Ontology annotation, molecular function: protein binding; histone H3K36 methyltransferase activity.
CAUGGCGCACCGAUUUAGGUUUGACCGGAGAGGCCGUGUGGUUACACCCGCACUGAAAGCGUUUUGUUUAGCCGAUCUCCCCCUCUGCCAGUAACAAAAAAAGAAAUAUACUCAGGCCUCAGUCUUGAUAUUUAAACAAUGGCGCGGACGCGCAGAAACUGAACCCGUUUUUUUAAAACGCGCUGCCAGUCAUUUGUGAUUAUUACUGUUUUAUAUCAAUAUGACCGCAAGAAACUUCACCUGGAUGUCCACGCGCGUGCGUGUAAAUGUAUGUCUGCGUGCGUGCUUGCAAGUGUACGUGCGUGUGAGUAGAGGGUGAGUGUCACGGCCCUCUGCAGACGGGGGGUUGGGUAGCAGUGCCGAUUGGUUGCUGCUCACCAACACAGUCAGUCUGGGCUUGUUUUAACAUAACCGAGGGCACUUCGACAGCAGACACAAAUCAUGUAGUAAAUAAGCUGCUGUGGCUGAUAGGGGACCGGUUGUGGCACUUUGAGUUUCGCCGCUGUGAGAUGUGGCAGCGUAAUGGAGAUUUUGUUGUUAUUUAGUAUUUAAGGUGACAGUUUUAAGAGGGCCGCCGCUGAUGAGGCGAUGAAGUGCCGAGAAUGAGAGCUGUGCCUUGGCCUACUACUAGUGCUGCUGCAGCUGGGAUUGUGCAGAUCUGCCUUCACAAAUCGAGAAAAGCACUCGCUUUGUGUCACGUUAUCAAACAUCCGCUGUUGGUUUUGCGCAGACCGACCUCGAAAUGGAUAUAGGCAUGACAACAUGAAUCAGUCGUACAGAGCGGGUCAUAGGGUAGGCUCAGUGUUUGGUUCAAGCCAGGCAGAGCUGAGGCCCUGCAAUGGCUCUGUGAGCACUUCCUAUGGAAACCAAUGUGGCAUUGUGAAGCGAGGAUCCGGCCACUCAUCAUCUGUGCAACUGCCACCUUCUAGCCUCAAACAACCUGCUUUUCUGGGCUUCAGUCAGCCAGAGCGACCACGCUGCUACAGCCCACAGAGGAGGCCAGAGCACCUGAACACUACACUCAACAGAUCUGACUUAGAUAGGGAUGCCCAUCCUCGAAACACCUUGCACUGUCCAAGCCCAAUCAGUGAUGAUGAUGAGUUCGAGGCGCCAUCAGUCCAGCUGCCUCUGUCCCCAGGUAAUGACGACAUGGAGCUUUUCCAUACUCUGCAGGAUGGCAGCAGAAAUGGCUUUUCUCCUCACAGUCCUGACAGCUUUGAGCGCUGUUCUCCCAUCCCCAAUGGGUACCUGCAUUUUGAGUCAACACUGUUUGACAGCAGUGACAUUAAGGAGGAGGAUGAAGAGGGCGAGCACGAUGGCAGUGAGGACCUCGCGCCUUUUCACCCCCCUACAAACUCAAGCCAGGACCGAACUGUUACUGAGAGUAAAACCACAAGCAAAUCAGGGGUGGACGAAAGAACAUACAAGCCUACAGUCUUUAAUCUAAUGUCCAAAACUAUUUCUGAACUGAACCCUACACUAAGCCCCAGCGCACUGCCAGAAAUCACUAUGAGAGAUGGGUGGAGUUUGGGCGGUGAAUCAGACAGUGAUAUUGAACUUACGUCUCCUGUUGACCCUGGACUUAUCUCACCAGCUGGCACCAACUCUAACUCCAACAGUCCAAAGAAAAAGCUUCCAUCUGCAGUAAAAUUCUUGGAAGGGGACUUGGUGUGGGCCAAAUUCAACAGACGGCCCUGGUGGCCCUGCCAAGUCACCUGUGACCCAGACCAAGGGAUUCACACUAAGAUGAAAGUUCCAAGUCCCCGUCCUUGUCGGAUGUAUUACCUGGAGACGAUUGGGGAGGUUGUAGAGCGAGCCUGGGUCUUGGGGAGUGUCAUUCUUCCUUUUGAAGGAGGCCAUCAGUUUGAAGAGCUUCCUGUGCUUCGACGGAGAGGGAAACAGAAGGAAAAAGACUACAAGUACACGAUUCCAAAAAGUUUGCUGACUGCAUGGAAAGUCAGUGUGGCAGAGGCUGAGUAUCUGCUCCCUGGUCGACAGAAGAAUCGUGAAAAUGCUCUUUCAGCAUCCAUCAAUGGAGAGGAUCGUAUACCCAGCCCUCUUCCCACUGAAAAGGCAGUGGAGGCCCCUUCUGUCUCCACUGACCACGUUCAACCCCCAUCACUUGCCCCCAAUAGAAAUGAGCACCAUCUAAUAAAAAACUCUACAGUUAAAGCCAACAAGAGCAAAGCUUUCACAAAGAAAAAGAAACGUUUGUCAGAAAUAUUUGGUCAUAUCAUUGGUGGAUCUAAGGAUUCCUCUGCUGUCACAAACAUGGUGGGCCAACUUCAUAAAGCAACACGUGCACUCAAAGAAGAGCCAAAGGACUCACCGUACGCUGAUCUGGAUUCAGUUCCAAUGCUGCAUCGGCCUAAACGCAUAGCAGUUUCUCCAGUACAGGAUAUAAACACAUUAGUUAGCCAGGAAUGUGGUUCAGUAAGAGCUAAAAAAUCUACAGAAAAAGUCAGCCGAUGUCCUGAUUCCACUGAUUCCUCCAGCUUUUUGAAAAACAAAUCUAAAGACAAAAACUGUGUCGAGCUGUCAUUCAGUUCAAACGAAAAGCACUCUGUGGCUCUUCUUGCCAGCAGCGGACUGAUGACAAGAGCUCUAAAAGCAGAGGAAGAGACUGAUCUCAAAGAUGCACUGGCCACACGCCAAAGCUCAACAGAAGCGCCGACUGAUGAUUCUUCUGUUAAUACACUUAUUAAUGCUACCAUGGAAACUGAAACAUCUCCUAAUUUGGAGUCCACCAGGAACAUGUCAUCACCUCUAAACCGCUGCUCUCCAAAAAGACGCACAAGGAAGCUUGAUAAGAAACUCAUUCGUAAUGGAUCAUUGAUUAAAUCAAAGCUUGAGGGCUUAAGUGAAUUGAUCAUGGAACCUGUUCAAAUUAAAAUGGAAAACAUUGUCCCAGAUCCAUCACCUACCUCACCAUCACUGGAUACCUUUCAUGAUGGUAAGGAGCUCAUGUUUAAAUCUCUUGUGAAGGACGAAAGCAGUGACUCUGAGCUGACUGUAUUUAGACCUGAUUCCAACUAUAAAUUCAGUACUUUCCUGAUGCUUUUGAAAGAUAUACAUGAUACCAGAGAAAAAGAAGGUAAACCUCUGUUGGUCCCGCCAUCGCCUGUUCUUAUCAAGGAGGAACCCCUGGUGAUCCCCACUUCAACGCAAGGUAACCCAUUAAACAGUUCCUGUGAUGGCUUAGCUCUUGGAAUCAAACUAGAAAACGGGAAGUCUGAAAUGCCUCAAAAUACUCCAACAAAAACCAAGAUAAAGAAUAAAGAAACUGUAAUGGCUGACACCUAUCAUUGUGAAGUUCUUCCUGUUCAGUCUCAGGCUGGGAGCUCAGACAAGCAGCGUAGAAAACAAAAACUUCCUGCCAAACUAAAAGUUAGAAUACCGGGUCUGUCUCUGGAUCUGGCUGACAUGGCUUAUGGCAGGGAGUUUGUCAGUGGCCACGCUGACUUGGCUGACCUUAGAUCCGAUUCUCUUGCUGCUACUGAUCCCCCCGCCAGCUACCUCGGUAAAAACUCAGAAGCGACAGUAGCUCCAAAGAAACGCUGGCAGGUGGUUGAGGAAGCUGCCGAGAUUAAGGGAGAAGUAGUAAACGAGGCAUCUGAUGAAAAGAAGGGCUCUUACACGCCGAGAGCAUCACCUGAUCUUGAUCUGGGAAUUGAGAAACCCACAGAGAAUGACUCGCAUUCCUCAGACACGAGCAGCACGGCAGGGAACUCGGAGAAUAAACGCCUCCGGAAACCAACUAAAAGACUCUUGGAGUCAACUGAAGAGUAUGAACAAAUAUUUUCCACAAAAAAGAGAUCAAAGAAACACACCUCAGAAUCUCCCAAAAUGGAGACUUCAGGGAUAACAGAGUUCCAUGAACUUGGCAUCACAGCAGGGACUGAUACCUCAACCUUGUCAUCGGUAGAGAGCACUGAGGCUCAAGGACAGCUGGAACAGAGUCCAACUCGGGAUGAGCUUUCACCUGUAGCACCAUCAGUAUGUCCUGUCACACCACAACCCUCCUCUGACACAGAAACAGCAGAGAAAACUGAUCUACCUCUUGCACCUGACACAGAAUCAAAAGUUCAAGAAAGAAAAAAGCCAAGGAAACAGUCGCACAAGGCGCUGGAUUGUACCACAGAGGAAGUGUCUGUUGUUCCUGCAAAGAAGAGGGAACAGAAGCGGCACAUAAGCAUUACAUCAGAGGUGAAGGUGUUGGUCAAGAAAACUCAGUUUACAUCUCUCAAGAAAGAGAAGCCUGCUCCCAGCCCUUGCUCAGGCCCUGCUGCUGCCUCUAAGCACUCAGAGAGCAGGUCUCCAAGUCCACAACAAUGCAAGACACCCAAUCAGGAGGUGGAGAUGGAGCCCUGCAACACUGAAGAGAGGAACAAUGCACACACUGGAACACUAACUCCCAAACCAGAGGUGCUGUUGGUUAGUUUAAAUGAUAAUCUCUCCUCCCAAGUGGAUGUGAAGGGGAAAAUAGGAGCUACAUCUUUGAAGGAGAGCGUCUGCCAGGUGUGUGAGAGGACAGGAGACCUGCUUGUGUGUGAUGGUCACUGUUAUGGAGCCUUCCACCUGCAGUGCAUCGGCCUGUCAGUAGCUCCCAAGGGAAAAUUCCUCUGUCAGGAAUGCAACACUGGUGUUUACACAUGCUUUGUGUGCAAGAAGUCUGGUAACGGGCUGAAGCGCUGCAUAAUACCACUGUGUGGAAAGUUCUACCAUACUGACUGUAUACUGGCCUACUCAGCCACACAGUCGCAUAACAAAGGCUUCCGCUGCCCCCUGCAUGUGUGUCUGUCCUGCCACAACAGCAACCCUCUCAACAUCUACAGCUCCAAAGGUCGGCUGGCUCGGUGUGUGCGUUGUCCUGUGGCCUAUCACACCAAUGAUAACUGCAUGGCAGCUGGCAGCCUGGUGCUGGCCAACAACAGUUUCCUCUGUCCAAACCACUUCACUCCCCGCAAAGGAUGCAAGAACCACGAACACAUAAAUGUUAGCUGGUGCUUUGUCUGCUCUGAAGGGGGAAGCCUGCUGUGCUGUGAAGCCUGUCCUGCUGCUUUCCACCGGGAAUGUUUAAAUAUGGAUAUGCCUCAGGGUAGCUGGUUCUGCAAUGACUGCAAAGCUGGAAAGAAGCCACGUAUAAAGGACAUACUGUGGGUGAAAUGGGGUCGUUACAGAUGGUGGCCUGCUGAAGUCUGUCUGACCAAAGACGUCCCUAAUAACAUCUUGAGGAUGAAACAUGAGGUGGGAGAGUUCCCAGUCCAAUUCUUUGGCUCCAAAGAUUUUGUGUGGACGUACCAGGCCAGAGUCUUCCCUUACAUGGAGGGUGAUACUCACAACAUAGAAAAAAUGGGCAAAGGUGCAGAUGCAGUGUACAAGAUGGCCCUGGCUGAGGCAGCAGAGCGGUUCAAAGAGCUCCAGGCAGAAAAAGAAAUGAAGCAGCUUCAGGAAGACAGAAAGAAUGAAAAGAAACCUCCACCUUACAGACACAUUAGGGUAAAUCGGCCUAUUGGGAAGGUGCAGAUAAUCACAGCUGACUUGUCAGAGAUCCCACGUUGUAACUGUAAGGCAUCUGAUGAAAACCCAUGCGGCAUCGACUCAGAGUGCAUUAAUCGCAUGCUGAUGUAUGAGUGCCACCCUCAGGUGUGCGCAGCAGGGGAACGAUGUCAGAACCAGGCUUUCACAAAGCGCCAGUAUGCACCUGUGGAGAUUUUCAGGACGAUGUCCCGUGGCUGGGGUUUACGUAGUGUGCUGGAUAUCAAGAAGGGAGCUUUUGUGAGUGAAUAUGUGGGAGAGGUGAUAGAUGAAGAAGAAUGUCGAGCCAGGAUAAGACACGCUCAGGAGAAUGACAUCUGUAACUUCUACAUGCUUACACUGGAUAAGGAUCGGAUCAUUGAUGCUGGCCCCAAAGGAAACCAGGCUCGCUUCAUGAACCACAGUUGUCAACCAAACUGUGAGACCCAGAAGUGGACAGUAAAUGGGGACACUAGAGUGGGGCUGUUUGCUCUGCAAGACGUCCCAAAAGGUGUGGAGCUCACUUUCAACUACAACUUGGAAUGUCUUGGCAACGGAAAAACUGUCUGUAAAUGUGGAGCACCCAACUGUAGCGGUUUCCUGGGUGUCCGACCAAAGAACCAACCACCAACUGAAAAAAUUAAACUGAAGGAAGGGAAAAGGAAGGGAACCAUAAAGAAAAAGACCAAGCAACAAGUGACAAAGGAAAGGGAAGAUGAGUGCUUCAGCUGUGGAGAUGGAGGGCAGAUGGUGUCCUGUAAGAAGCCGGGCUGCCCGAAGGUUUAUCAUGCUGACUGCCUCAACCUGGCCAAAAGGCCUGCAGGGCGGUGGGAGUGUCCAUGGCACCAGUGUGAUGAAUGUGGAAAAGAGGCAGCUUCAUUCUGUGAGAUGUGUCCCAGUUCGUACUGUAAGGAGCAUCGAGACGGAAUGCUCUUCAUCUCCAAGUUGGAUGGCAAGUUGUCCUGCAGUGAGCAUGACCCUUGUGGGCCCAACCCCCUGGAGCCGGGGGAGAUACGUGAAUAUGAUCCCAACAGGGCUUCCAUGAGGCCCGGGGCCAUGGCUGUGCCCCUCACUCCCUUGCUGGUGCCAGACACCAGAUCAGCCACUUCUUCUUCCUCUUCUAUCUCUUCACUUGCCAGUCAGGCAGCUCCAUCCAGGCGAGACCCUCCUCCUCGUCUCUACAUCAACACAAAAACUGCUACCUCCAGCUUCAUCCCCUCCAGCAGGUCCUACUUCGCAAGCAGAACUGAAGUGAAACCUGUCUCCAAGUUUGCCUCAUCCAAGGAUGAGAGAGAAGAUGGAGAGGUGGAGGAUGGGGAGGUAUGUGGGUUAGAUGUGGAGGAGGUGGAAGAUGAUGAUGAUGAUGAUGAUGACGAUGAUGAUGAGGACGAUGAGGAAGAAGCGGAGGAGGAGAAUGAAAUGGAGGAGAUGGAGAUAGUGGAAGAUGAGGAGGAUGAGCCACUUUAUGGAGACAGCCUGCUGGAAGAAGACGAUGAUGAAGACAAUGAGGAGGGAGGGGAUGAGUAUGACACUUGGGGUGACUCUUUGGCUGAAGAUGGCGAUGAUGGGGAGGAAUCAGAGGAAUGGGGGAGGGUAGAGGAUGAUGAAAAGUGACUGCUUCAUUGAUACUCAGCAAGAACUCUUGGUAGACAAUGACUGAAGUAAAGGAGUUAAUAUUUUGGUACCUACUUGAAUGCAACACUGCCUUCACUUUGGUACAACAUUGCCUUCUCAUCUCCAGACAGGAGUGGGGAUGUGUGCUGGUGCUAAGGCUGAACAGUUGUUUCACUCAGUCUCUUUAUAUGUCUGUUGACAUGUUUAUUUGUGUCUGGUGCUGUUUAGUUAUGUUAUUUCUCUUAACACUGUUUACAUUUUUGGCCUUUUUUUAUGUUUUGAAAAAUAAGAAAAAGGUGAGAAGUUUCAGCUGACCAAACUGUCAUCAUAAGGGCAUCUUAUGUUGUUGUUACUGUCUUAACAUUGUCUUUCUAUUUACAGGAAUGAUUGAAAUAGUGUUCUCACUGGUUUGUGUUACAGUAAGGCACAAUAGUACCUACUUGGUGCUUGUGAGGAGUGCAAAAAUAAACCCACUGGAAUAAUGGUUAGAGGAUACUUCUCAUGAAAGAAACUGUCUUGUUUUUUUUAUUAAAAACUAAAUUAAAUAUUUUUUUCUGCUCCAGACAGGUAAGUCUGAGAUACAGGGAAAUAAAAAAUAAUUAAUAAUUUUACACAACAUAAAAAUGCCAUAAGGACAAACUAAAAUUUGGGUUAACAUCCAUCACUGCUCCCGUGGCAACUAAAUUAGAAUAAAAUGGUAAAUUAUUCAGUCACUAUCCAGUGUUUUUAAUAAGACACUGGAUAAUCACAUGCAUAUGACAUAUUAAUUAAAAAAUAAUCUACAGCCUUCAUACAUGUGAAGGGAGGGUUAUUUAUGUUUGUGGGACAACAUCUGUAUUUAAUCAGGAUGUUUAACGAGCAAAGACGAGUUGCUGGUCUCUAUUAGGCCCCAGGUCUUAUAGUACUUACAUUUAUCAUGUAAAAUUUCAAAUGUACAAUUAAAGCAUAGAACUGAAUACAUCUUGACUCAGGUGCCCUCUCCAAGGCUAGGAGUCAAGAUCAUACCAGGAUCCUUCUUGCAGUUAGUGCUUUUCUUCUGGAAAUUCCUCUUUUUAAAAAAAAAAAAAAAAAAAAAAAAAAAAAGAUUUAAACACAGGAAGCUUGGAUCAUGCAUGACUUUUGGAGUUUGUGACCUUAAAAAUCAGACUCUACAUUAGGGGCACAACAGAACAAAAUCACACUCUCGUUGAACAUAACUGUUAAAUGUAAGCACAAAAUAUUUUAAAAGAGAGUCAGCUGAGGGAUUAUUGCCAACAGGAAGAAUUGAUGCUUCAUGUUUCUAGGAGAAGAAGAGGAGCUAGAACAGAAACUACAAUGGGAAGAGGCUGCCCUUCGAUUUGAGGGUUUCUGAUUUAAAGCCCCACUACUGAACUUUGGCAGAUUUGCACAC